Molecule: messenger RNA, 3088 nt
Organism: Suillus fuscotomentosus
Lineage: Eukaryota; Fungi; Basidiomycota; Agaricomycetes; Boletales; Suillaceae
Exons: 8
Coding region: 223-2937 (904 amino acids)
Biological process (GO): nuclear envelope organization
Cellular component (GO): meiotic nuclear membrane microtubule tethering complex; nuclear envelope
Molecular function (GO): protein-membrane adaptor activity
Source: RefSeq, a predicted model, not a curated record
CGGAACGCUCUUGAAACAACAUCCUCAUCAUCCUCGUUUUUAACGUGCUAACUGAUAAAAGUUGCAGAUUUUUACCUGCACCGAAACUCAUUUUAAUUACUAGGUUGGCACUAAUCGCAACACGCCAACUGAGUUACGCUUAACCGCACUGUGGAAACGUGUUUGGAGCGUGCUCUUAAUCAAGGUUAACACGCCUCGAAGCAGCCUCGCACGGGCUUACAUAUGUCAUUCGCGGGCACACCUCUCGGUCAAGGCAGACGUCUAGAUCACCACACAUUCCUCAACAAGACAAAUCUUGCUAAAGUUCACAAUAAUCCAUCUGCUAGACCCGUCAAUCCUCCCCCAAGUCCACCGCGUUCAAUAACAACAACCUCGUACGCGUACGGAGCCCCAACAGCAGGGUCCAAAUCACCGAAUAAACCCACAUCAUCUGCAUCCACGGCUGACGCAGCAGACGACGAGACAGCUCUCGUCCGCUACGCCCGCCUAAAGCGCGAGCGGUCACUUCAGCAGUCCCAACCAACGCUCGCUCCCGAGACGUGGAGCGUAAAGGACACUUCUGUUAACAUUGCAAGCGCAUUCAAUCAAGCCGCAUCUACAUUACUCGAGAUGCAUUCCAGCAAUCCCAAUAACGCAUGGGCCUCUGGAUCCCAAACAAACCUCAACGUACCUCGAAGCACAUCUGUCGACUAUGAGAAAGAGACCCACUCUACCAGCAGUCGCCGACUAGCAGCACCUUCGAAUCGUCUUUCACAGCGCAAUAUGCGCAAGACUCUCUCAAAGCAGGACUCCAAUAUGACCCAUGUGUCCGACUCCGAAGGCGAAGACAAUCAAGAGUCCCAAGAACGUGACCGCAGUGCUCGCGGGAAGAGCCCUUUUGAGCAGGUCGUCGACGUUUCUAAGCGCGCCCUGACGUCCGCAACUUCCUUUUACAUGCGUCCCCGCUCAACCGAGCCAGCGGAUAUCUCAGCUGCCAAUACAACAACAAAUGGCAGAGACUCCAGUUAUGACUACGCAUCAGAGGAGCAAGAGUAUCAAGAGACAAUGCGGCAAAAGCUAGCUCGUGAGCAACAAGAGCAGUCCGCUUCCAAGAGGCCCGCACUCAGCCACAAGCGGAACCGAAUGUCCGCUGAUAACAAGGCGUAUCAGCCCUCACAAUCUGAUAUGGAAGGGGACUCUGACGAUAAAGAGAAAUUUAAGAAAAAGGAUUUAGGUGGAGGUCCUCUGACGACGCUGCCAGUGGCAGGCUACGACAAGCGACGGAAGAAGAAGAGGGGCAGCAAGACUAAUGUUGAGGGUGAAGAAGACGACAGUAGUAGCGGAAGUGAGCAGCGCUCUUCGGCUCAGCAUGGGUCAGCCACCCGCUCUGUGCCUCCGCCUUCAAGGUCCUCGAUACCUCGCGGAUCUGUCCCUCCCCAUUCCGAUGAUCCAACUGACCUCGAAGUGGGGCUUGACUCCAUUCCUGAGAUGGAUGAGCCUCCAGUUGUGGACGGCUUCUCCAACACAUCUGACAUCCCAUCACGAUCAUUCUCGGUCGGAGGUCUCUUAGGCCUGGCUGUGAACCGUAUUGUACGGCUCCUUCUGGCCUCCUUUUUCUCACGUAUCAAGGCGGGACCAUUCAUCACCCUUGCCAGAUAUCUUUUCGUCGCUGCUGCUCUCUAUGCCACUUGGCAUCAGUUCUACGACCCCAUCCUUCAAAUGCUACCCAUUCGCUCACCGCAGCGCCAAUAUUACGCACCCGACACGCCGAUCACGAACCUUGAUGAACUUAGUGCUAGGCUUCAAAAUAUCGAAGUUGCUCUGUCUGGUCUUUCCCUUGACCAACAACGCGCUCGUGCGCAGCAAGAUCUCGAGGCUCGUGCACAUGGAGACGUCGUCAACCGAAUCUUUGCUCUCGAGGCCCGCAUUCGUGACGAGGCCAAGCGUAUUUCCGACACUGAAGUUCAUCUCGAAACAUCUUCGAGUCAAGGUCUCGUUGACCUUAGACGGGAAGUUGAAGCCCUGCAUUCUCAGCUAAGUGCUGUGGAACAUGCGCCCAGGGAGACUGCGAUUACGAUGCCAUCUCCUGUCAACGACGAAGAAGCGCGGGCUAAGUUGAGAAUUCUGGAGGAGCGGCUUGGAGGCAUCGAGGGUGGCGUAAAGGACACCCUGGAGCAAGCCAAAAACGCUGCACCUUGGUGGUCCAAACUGGCAUCCACUGUUGGCACCGGUGCUGGUCUUACCAUCAAGUCCACGGAUGGCUCUGAUGUCACUUCGCUCAUCUCCCAGCUCGUCGACAACGCCGUUGCGCGGUAUGGGACUCAGGAUAUCAUCUCUCGUCCUGAUUUCGCGCUCCAUUCGGGUGGUGCACGUCCAAUUCCUCAUCUUACGAGUGGUACGCUUGAGUUGCGACCAAGCACACUGCGAGGGCAGAUACUGGGUCUUAUUACCGGGCAUGGGAUUUGCAUAGCGGGAACUGCUGGCCCGAUGGCCGGGCCUUACGGUCAAUUGGGCGUGAUGCUGGCAUUCCCUACCAUCAUCUCUGAUAUCACCAUUGACCACGUUGCCAAGGAAGUCGCGUUCGAUCUUAGCACGGCUCCAAAAGACAUGGAGGUAUGGGGCCAAGUAGAGGGCAAGGAUAAUCUAGAAAAAGCUGCAAAUGAGGCUGGUGAGGCUGUCUCUGAAGCGGAUCUUGAGGACGACCAUCCGGCUACGCUCCCCAGUGACGUCUCGUUCAUCCGCCUUGCAUCGUUCACGUAUGAUAUUUACGCGCCUUCAAACAUCCAAACCUUCCCUGUGCGCCAGGAAGUCCGCGAUCUCUCUCUGGAUUUCGGUAUCGUGGCGCUUGUGAUGAAAAAUAACUGGGGCAAAGACGGGUAUACGUGUUUGUACCGCUUCCGCGUACACGGUGAACGCCCUGGAGGUGGCUCAUUACCGUUCCCUACUGAAAACUCAUGACAGUGAUGACUUAGAAGUGAGCGAUUGUGGUGUACAUAUGAUAUAAUCGGUCUUUUAUUUUUUUUGGAGUCGUUACUUGUGCUAUGGUUACUAUUUUAUCUCUUUUAUUUGUCGUAUGGUCUACGUUGAAAUCAAAGCAUUUCCCCGAGUA